Molecule: messenger RNA, 1036 nt
Organism: Mus pahari (shrew mouse)
Lineage: Eukaryota; Metazoa; Chordata; Mammalia; Rodentia; Muridae
Product: probable G-protein coupled receptor 141
Exons: 1
Coding region: 28-945 (305 amino acids)
Biological process (GO): G protein-coupled receptor signaling pathway
Cellular component (GO): membrane
Molecular function (GO): oxysterol binding; G protein-coupled receptor activity
Source: RefSeq, a predicted model, not a curated record
UUUGCUUUUGCAGGUAAUGUUUGAAGAAUGGAUGGAUAUAAUACCUCCGAGAAUUCCUCUUGUGACCCUAUAUUGGCAAAACAUUUAACAUCGAUUUACUUCGUAGUGCUCAUUGGAGGACUGGUAGGUCUCAUCUCCAUCCUGUUCUUGCUGGUGAAAAUGAACUCACGCUCAGUGACCACCAUGGCUGUCAUUAACCUGGUGGUGGUUCAUGGGGUCUUCCUGCUGACGGUGCCUUUCCGCUUGGCGUACCUCAUCAAAGGGACUUGGACGUUUGGCUUACCCUUCUGCAAAUUUGUGAGUGCCAUGUUACAUAUCCACAUGUACCUCACCUUCCUGUUCUACGUGGUGAUACUGGUCAUCAGAUACCUCAUCUUCUUCAAGCGUAGAGACAAGGUAGAAUUCUACAGAAAACUGCAUGCAGUUGCUGCCAGUACUGCCAUGUGGCUCCUGGUGAUCGUGAUUGUUGUGCCCUUGGUGGUUUCUCAGUAUGGAAGUAGCGAAGAAUACAACGAGCAACAGUGCUUUAGGUUCCAUAAAGAACUUGGCCAUGAUUAUGUGCGAGUUGUCAACUAUAUGAUAAUCAUUGUUGUCAUAGCCAUUGCGAUUAUUCUCUUGGGGUUCCAGAUCUUCAUCACAUUGUCCAUGGUGCGGAAGUUUCGUCACUCCUUACUGUCCCACCAGGAGUUCUGGGCACAAUUGAAAAAUCUUUUCUUCAUAGGCAUCAUCAUCAUCUGUUUUCUUCCCUACCAGUUCUUCAGGAUUUAUUACUUGUACGUUGUAGCACAUUCCAAGAGCUGUAAAAGCCAAGUUGCCUUUUACAAUGAAAUCCUCCUGAGCACAACAGCCAUCAGCUGCUGUGAUUUGCUGCUCUUUGUCUUUGGAGGAAGCCAUUGGGUUAAGCAAAAGAUUGUCGACAUGUGGAACUGCCUCUUAUGCCAUUAGCCAAGAUUACCAUCUUCCUUUCUUCCAUUUGGGAAUGGGGGAAUAAGCAAGGAGCUAAGAAUGGUUUUUCAUUGCUUCAUUGAAACCUUGU